Molecule: messenger RNA, 1045 nt
Organism: Drosophila hydei
Lineage: Eukaryota; Metazoa; Arthropoda; Insecta; Diptera; Drosophilidae
Exons: 3
Coding region: 307-867 (186 amino acids)
Biological process (GO): septate junction assembly
Source: RefSeq, a predicted model, not a curated record
CAGUUGCCGCUGCAAGUUCGCUUGAAAUAUUUGUUGUCUUACUUAAACUAAAGUGCGCUGUAAUCUCUCAUCAUCAUCAUCAUCAUCAUCAGCAGCAGCAGCAGCAGUAACAGCGUCUCCGCUUUUCAUCACUGGGCCCAUUUGUGGCUCUGUCAGCAUUUUGCUAAGGAAAGCCACAGGCGAGCUGCACUUCAGAAUGAAAUGCCUCUUCCUAUGAUUCUUGAGUGUAAUUAAUUAAUUUCGCGCUCAUUUAACUAUGCGCCCAUUGUUUGCUGACGCUGCUGCUGCUGCGCAGCAUAAAGCAUAAUGUGCACAAUUUACAUAACAUUCGGAUGGGGCAGCAAUUGCAGCUCAGUGAUCGUUCCACAUUGGCCGUGUGCACGCGUCGCAUUCAACUCGACUACGAACUGCGCCCUGGAGAAAGGAUAUCCGAAAGGAACAAUUGAAUUAUUUUCUCUUUUUUUGUCUAAAAUGUCGCACGGCGAACGAAAAGGUCGCCUGAAUGUGGUUAAAUUUCUAGAAUUGGCCUUCUCCGUUGCCUGCCUUGUGCUGCACUUCUAUAGCUUUAACGAUCGCGACAUUAUGACCUCAUUCAUGGCGACGGGCACAUUCACUGGCUACAUUAUUGUGGUCAUCGGUGUGUUUGCAGGCGUCCUGAUGCGUGCACCCAUACACAAGCGCAUCGACAUCUUCUUCAGCGUGCUGGGCUGCGCCCUGUUCGUGGCCAGCGGGAUCUUCAUAAUCGAGGCCUGGGAGUUCUCCUUUCGCACACGCACACGGGAUCUGGCGCUGAUCAAGGCAUCGUUGUCCAUAGUGAAUGGCGUGUUGUUUGGCUUCGAUGCCAUCUUUACAUUUCGGGAUAAAUAAUACAUAACGCUCGGUGAUUCGGCCCCAUUUUGGCACUGCAUUUACAAACGUAUUAUACUUAAGACACAGAUACUUCCCGCAUACAUACAUAGACAUACAUACAUACGUGUUUGAAAUCAUAAAUAAUAUAUUACAGAAAAGAAACCAGGAAAAAACUAAAAUAGGAAAAGGUUUUCGU